AUGAUUGGUCCGAAAGGUAUCUCACCUGAUCUGACGAUCGAUAAUUACUCGACUUCUUUGUUCCACGCCCUGGUCGGCCUACGAGGAAAGACCGAGACGACCGAACGACCGAUUAUCUUUGUUGCGCACAGCCUAGGUGGGCUUGUCGUUGCGAAUGCACUUUCACGGCCGCGUGGCGCAGAUGAAGCCACCAAAGAACUCGCCGAUAGAACCAUAGGCACUCUUUUCCUCGGUACUCCCUUCCACGGCUCUUCGAAAGCAAAAUACGGAAAUCUAGCUAUAAGCAUCCUUUCAUACUUCAUGCCUACACAGAAGAGAAACAUCGAGGACCUAAAGGAACGAUCGGUCAAACUUAUAAGCAUCAAUGAUGCCUUCGCAAAGUUCCUGAAAGAACGCGAUCGUUCGCGCACCAAGCCUUUCUUGGAAGUAGCUUGUUUCUUCGAAGAGCGUCCUUUGCAUAAGGGGCCGAUCGAGAUUGGGUUCAUUGUGCCGGAGGAGUCGGCGAGCUGGUUGGGCGUUGAUGCAGUUUCCAUUCCCGCCAACCACAUCGAUAUGUGCAAAUUUGAAAGCAAGUUUGGGUCUGACUACAAGAGUGUAACCGGCAAAUUGUGCCAGUGGAUUGGGGAUAUUGAUAAGGCCCCAGGUUCGGGCGACGUGGGAGUGAAGGGGCUUAAAGCGCAGAACAUUGGCGUCAAUUUAGGCGAUGUCGAUAAUCGUGGAAUAACGAACAAUGGCGGAGUUAUCGCGGGUAAUAAUCACGGCACUUCGAAGGAUGCCAUUAAGUUGAUAGGAACUGUGAGCUAUCAUGGUGUGAAGCCUGAAUGA
Molecule: messenger RNA, 825 nt
Organism: Penicillium atrosanguineum
Lineage: Eukaryota; Fungi; Ascomycota; Eurotiomycetes; Eurotiales; Aspergillaceae
Exons: 4
Coding region: 1-825 (274 amino acids)
Source: RefSeq, a predicted model, not a curated record